GGACGCUGGACCCCGUGACGGGGACCAUCCUGUUGGCUCCGUCCAUAAGAGAAGGAGCUUCCCGGCUUGGGGCGGCCUCGGGACGGCGGAGCGAGGAAGAGGGACCCCGGACAUCGAGCAGACAGGUGACGGUGGGCAGCCAUGGCAGAAUGCACGGAGCUGGAAUGGGCCGUCCAGGUGCUGGUGAACAACUUCGACAAGUACUCGAGCCGCCGCUGCUGCUGCAAGAAGCCGCGGCGCAUCAGCAAGAAGGAUUUCCGCAAGAUGCUGAGCUGUGAGCUCAACCACAUGCUGACGGACACCGGGAACCGUCGGGCGGCCGACAAGCUCAUCUGCGACCUGGAUGAGAACAAAGACGGGCGCAUCAGCUUCGAGGAGUACUGGACCUUGAUAGGUGGCAUCGCCAGCCCCAUCGCCCAAAUCAUCCGCCAGCAGGAGCUGAGCGUCAAGCUCACCAAGUAGCUGCCUGCAUCGGGAUCAGACCCCCCUUCCCCCAGGGCUCCGUUUCCACCCCCCCCGGGCUCAACCCCUGCUUCUCCGCGGCUCCCCGCUUCUCGCCUCUCCCACUGCCGAGCCCUGCCCCGAGCCCCGGUUUGCCCCGGGACACCCGGGUCUCCCGUGGCUUUGCCGCCCGAGCCACGCCAGGGUGCAAUCAGGGCGAGAAGACCCCCCUGGGUGGGAGCUGGGGGGUGGGAAGCCAUCACAGCCUUGGCCGGGGGGGAGGGUUCCUCCUUGCCCCACACCGUGCCAUCCCUGCUCUUUCACAAGCCCUGUCCUUGCUGGGCUGCUGGGCAAGAAGCAAAGGGAGAGGCUUCCCCUCAUCUAGGACAUGAAUUCUGUCCGUUCUCAGACCUCUGGGGCAUGGCCCCACCGGCAGAAACCCCGUCACGACCGGGACCCCCCGUCCCCUUGGAGCUCCCCCUCAAAGUUAGGGGUCUUUUUGGGCCAAGGCUGCCUUUCCCCCCUGCCCAAGCUGGUGAAGGGUCUCGCCCUGCCUGGUGCUCUGGUCCUUGGGGCUCGGGGAGCAGCGCGGUCCCGGCCGAGCCAACACCACCGUGGUUAUUUAUUGCAGCAAUAAA
Messenger RNA from Chroicocephalus ridibundus (black-headed gull), 1079 nucleotides. RefSeq names its product S100 calcium binding protein A16 (gene S100A16). The coding region runs from base 142 to 462 and encodes 106 amino acids. Gene Ontology annotation, molecular function: calcium-dependent protein binding; calcium ion binding. Gene Ontology annotation, cellular component: perinuclear region of cytoplasm; nucleus. Lineage: Eukaryota; Metazoa; Chordata; Aves; Charadriiformes; Laridae. The record is from RefSeq and is a predicted model, not a curated record. The transcript has 3 exons.